Messenger RNA from Solenopsis invicta (red fire ant), 3215 nucleotides. RefSeq lists its product as uncharacterized. Bases 1018 to 2883 code for a protein of 621 amino acids. The record is from RefSeq and is a predicted model, not a curated record. The transcript has 5 exons. NCBI's taxonomy places the organism in Eukaryota, Metazoa, Arthropoda, Insecta, Hymenoptera, Formicidae.
AUAGAUGUAAUAUUUUAGAUAUUAUUAAGAAAAGUUUUACAUGCAAUUAAUCAGUAUAAUAAAAUUAAUUCUUUACAUCUCUCUCUCUUUCUCUCUCUCUCGCGCGCAUCUUUUUCGAAACGUAUCGCGAGAGAAUUAAAUGUAAUUAUAUAUAAUCUCAAUUUCCAUAACAGAAUUAUACAGAAGGUGCAUGCAUGUAACGGAAUAGCGCGCAUUUAAUUAAGAGAUGUAAUUAAAAUGUGCGGCAGUGAUCGAGUAAUUCGCAUUUUAUCAAUCUCAAUUAACGUACAUUUUACAUGUAUAUGUACCGUACGUGUAACUGGUAGUGUUAUUCUAGAUUGUCGUCUUGAUAUAUAAUAUAUUAUACAGUACGUAUUAUACAUAAGAAUACCAAUAAUACAUUAUUUGGUAUUCGACAAAAAGAUAUGGACGUGUGUCUUUUAAGUUGGAAGAUUUAUCAUAUACAAAUUAAUAAUGAUCGUAAAUUAUUAUGUAUAUAGCGCACGAAUUUAUAAAUAUAUGUGUGCAAGUUUGGCCUAUAAUAUGUUAUGUAAAAAAUAAAUGUAGAUUUUGUCUGUCAAGCACUAAUUUUUUUUUUAGUUCUAUGAGCAUCUUACUGUUUUCGCAAUUACAUAUAGGUCACUGGAUCACACACAAACACGCACGCAUGCACGCGCGCGCGCGCGCGCGCGCACACACACACACACACACACACACACACACACACACACACACACACACACACACACACACACACACACACACACACACACAUGUGGCAGUUUUAACUGCGUGCCGAUCAACGACUGCAUUCCCAAGCGAGUCCGGUACGAGGAUAUGGAGAGAAACGUUGCGAGAGCGUGACCAAAUUACACGUUCAAUCAAAUCGAUUCGCAAUGAGCGAGAACACAUGGUUUAUUUACAACUAGUUGGAUCUGCUGGCUUCUCGCCGUGUGUAUCUGUCUUUCCGAAGCGAAGAAUAAGAUUAGAAGACCAUUAUCUCCACCGUAUGCUCCUAUGAUAAUACUAAAGAAGCCUCGGCCCAUCAAUCAAAGAAUAUCUAUGGGAAACUCCAUUCAUAUCGGUGGUAAUCCUUCUCAUCAAAGAGUGCCUCACAAGCAUGCCAAUUACAGAAUUCGUCGGCCGAUAUACAAUGUUUUGCCGACUAGCUGGAAAAAUCAAGUUCCAAUGCGAGCGGUAUCCCUGAACAAUCGUCCAAUUUUACCACAACGUGCUCCCACUAAAGAAUUUUAUUCUAUAAACAAGAUACCGGAAUACAGUCCGGAAUACAGGCCAGAGUUGGUAGCUUUGCCACCUACUCAUCGAGGGGGUGUUGAUGACGACAAAGGACCUAUUCACACUAUUCCCGCACCAAAUUUGAGCCCAGCGGAUAAGCCGUACAAUGCCAAUAUGGACGAUCUCGCAGGUCUCAAUUAUUAUAACUCGAUUACUCCCGCGCAAAAUCCUAGAAGAAGCACUUUUGGAUCGGCAGUCACUGGCGGCAGUUUAUCCUCGCAACAUCAAUACCAAGUCACGGAAAGCAACGACGUGACUCUAAAGGAACACGAUAUCGUCCAGCCAGCCAUCUUUCGACACCCACAGGAUUUAGAUAUAUCGAGGUUGUACUCGAUUAUAAUCAACAAUCCACAGCCGCAAUCCAACGAGCUGUUCGCAAAUCACCCCCCCGCGAUACGAGAUCACUCGGAUACGAGCGUUACGAGUUCGAAUAUACCAGUUGAAUUUGCCCAGUCGAAUAUGCCAGUGCAAACGAAUCUACAUAGUUCCCUACACGUCGGAUUUCCUUCCACUGCCAUUCCGCAGCCAUCGUACACCAUAGCGCAGCAGAUACCAGCGGACCUUCACGUGGGUCACCCAGCUCCAGCGGGCCCACCGUUGUCAGCCUCGCAGCUCUACGAUUUGUUAAACAACAAUUUUCCACACAAACUCACCGAGCGAUAUACAACAGAUCAGCAAUACAUCCCUCAGCAGCAACAACUCGACCAAACAUUCGAUCAAGCGCUAGACGCAGUAACAAGCUUUUCUCAACCGCAAAUGCAUUCUUUCAAUUACGAUGAGCAGACUAAUCAGCUAUUACAGCGGCGACAGCAGCAAAUUUUACCCGAUCAAGAUUACGCCUCCGAAAGCGUCACGGCAGAUUAUAAUCUUGCUCCAGAAUCUACGGUAGAUGUACAUAAACAAAAUGACAAUGCGCAUUUCAACGAAGAGAUUACGUAUCCUAUUAGUGACACGGAACAAUAUGAAAACAAUAUUGAAUACGGAGAAAUGAAUCAGCAAAGAAAUCCGACGACGACGACGACAACGACGACGACGACGACGACGUAUUUCGAUAAAGUGGCCGACGAAAAUUCUAUAUCGACAAGGUUCUAUACGACACUUCCCAACAGAGAAGCUGCUGAAAAAUUGGCCGCACUGGCCGCUGCCGGUAACGUAAACAGUCGUCUCAUCGGCCAGCUUCGGAAACAACAGGAGAAAGAUGUGCAGAGAGACGAAUCGAUGCCGCUUAAUCAUAAGAACGACAGUGAAGACGACGAUGACGAUGAUGUAGUAAAUCAUCACCAUAGCGAGUCGCAGAUCGAUGAACAGCAAAAAUAUAAUCGAUCGAAAUUAUAUCGGAAUAGUCAGCAGCAUCGCCGCAGACACAGUUACAGAGUACAGAACAAUGAAAAGUUACCUCUACAAAUUACGAUACCUGACGAGAGUGAUUACACUACGAGCGACGACGAUCAAAGUGAUGUGAGAAAGGACGAUAUAGACAUCGAAUACGAGUACGAGAAUGAAGAUGGACAAAUUGACGAUACGCAAUCGGACAUUUUGCACGAUAAUGCUUCCCAUAUUGAGUUUGGCAGUCGUUUGCGUUCUUAGAAAAUUGGGAAGUAAAAAUAUUAGUGAGCGCGCAUACAUAUAAUUAUUACAUUAUUAAUAAUUGACGAUUGCUAGAAAAAGAUAGUAUGUUGUAAAUUCAUAAAUUUACUCAAAGUUAUUUAUGCUCGUCGUAGUAGACGGUACGCCGUUCGUAUACGUAUAAUGUAUCUGUCAUCUCGUUGACAAGUAAUCAUUUUGAAAAUUUCUGUCUUUGUCGAUUGCAAAAUUUCACUCGCUUGCUUCGAAUAUCAUCGUAUGGUAAGGGCAAAUAUAUGUACAUACGUAUACGUGUAACGGGUGAAUCAAUAACAAUUUCGAUACGUAUAACUUUA